Molecule: messenger RNA, 2572 nt
Organism: Histoplasma capsulatum G186AR
Lineage: Eukaryota; Fungi; Ascomycota; Eurotiomycetes; Onygenales; Ajellomycetaceae
Product: dual specificity protein kinase
Exons: 1
Coding region: 1-2436 (811 amino acids)
Biological process (GO): protein localization to kinetochore; peptidyl-serine phosphorylation; meiotic spindle assembly checkpoint signaling
Cellular component (GO): spindle; kinetochore; nucleus
Molecular function (GO): protein serine/threonine/tyrosine kinase activity; protein serine/threonine kinase activity; ATP binding
Source: RefSeq, a predicted model, not a curated record
AUGUCAAGAACACGUUCCUUUUCCAUUGGAGACAGCUCUGAUGAUGAUUUCCCGGAGCCCAUCAAAUUUAGCGCAUCUGUCAAGGCGUUAUUAGGAGAGGAGGAUGGGUCAAAUUAUGAUAUCUCCCCGCGCAGUGGAAGCAAUGUGGAUCAAAUCCAGAAAGCAGCCAUGAGUAUGAAUGGUGAACUACGCUCGUUACAUUCACUGCAGGAGAAGCAGGUGCGCAUUGCGUCGCCAAGAGAACAGGCCACGGGGAGCCCGUCUCCUAGAAUUGUGAGAGUCAAUUCUCCUCGCGUUUCCCCAAGAACAUUAGGUAGAGAGAGCCCCCGGUUGGAAAGCAAGGAUGAAAAGAUAAAUGGAUCUGAUCUGCAUUAUCCUUGUGGCGGGGAUUUUAUUACACCCGCUGCCCCAAGGACCAGAGUGGUGCGUGUUACGGCUUCCAGGAGCAAUUCUCACUCUCCACCAACGGUGUCCCCCAGUGGAACUAGGUCGAGUGAGAGAUCUUCCAAGCAAGGGGGAAGCCGUCUAGGGGACCGUUCUUUCUCCGGUGACGAGCGUCGUCGCGACGAGAACGUUUACCGAUCUGGCUCCUCAGUUAGUGUGCGGCGAACGCGGCCUAGUGAGGAUACGGGGAUGCAAAGUUCGUUACGGGUAAAGAGAGUUGGUAAAUUAACAGGCUCGUUUCUCAACGGACCAGCGCGUCGUGGUGUUAUUCGGAGACAAAGUGAAGACGUGGAGGAGGAGCCGGCAAAUGAAUGGCCAAAUUCAAACGGCAGCCCUCAUACCAGCAAAGAAGAACAUCACCAACAGGAAUCGGAAUCCGCACCCCUCCGUGAUCGCGACCAAGCUCUUGUUGAAAAGCCUCAAUCGUAUCCCAGGCCUGCAGAAAGUCGCACUGGAUCGCCUGUCCCAAUACAGGUGUCGAAGAUACUCCCAGAGCCGGAAAAGCUGGUCGAUAAUGCCUUCUUGAGAUCCAAUUCACCCCAGGUUCCUAGUUCAAUGUCGAAAUCUCCAUUAUCAGCAGAGCAAAAGGAUUCUUCACGAUCUACCAGAGAAGCGCCUGCGUUUUAUCAUGUACCCCCUUUCCUCUCGCGAGCAACGAGUGGCGGCCAAGAAAAUGAUCCACCACCAACGUUUAAAAAGCCAAAGUCUCAGGGCCUUAGUCUUUUAGAUAAGGCUGAAAAGUUCUCAGUGAUUUAUGACGAUGACAAGGAGCUAGCCAAGCCCACGCACCCAACCAUGUCACCUCGCAGACCCCUAGCUCCCAAGGAUAACAACACUCCACAUAGACCAGCUCCACCGCCCCCAAAAAUGAGCGUUCUGGAAACAGCGACCGCACCCGCAGGAGCUACUUCGUCCCAAGCUCGGAGGAAACGCGUCCAGGUUACCAUUAAUCGCAAGCCCUUUACAAGAUUAGACUGCAUUGGGCGAGGGGGAAGCUCUAGAGUCUACCGUGUCAUGGCCGAAAAUUGUAAAAUAUUCGCACUUAAAAGAGUCAAUUUGGAGGACGUUGACCCGAUUGCCCUUGCUGGGUAUAAGGGAGAGAUUGAUUUACUCAAAAAGCUCGAGAACGUGGAUCGCGUAGUGCGAUUGUUUGAUUACGAAGUCAACGAGGAGAAGCAUGCACUCAGUGUUCUCAUGGAGUUUGGCGAGUCGGAUCUACAAAGGAUUCUCACGCUACGACUAAAUACAGAAGACGCUGUGUUUGAUUCUGCCUUCACGCGAUAUUACUGGAAGGAAAUGCUCGAGUGUGUUCAAGCUGUUCACGAAUUCGACGUCGUCCAUUCAGAUCUCAAACCUGCCAAUUUCGUCCUAGUUAAGGGAAACCUGAAAUUAAUUGAUUUUGGCAUUGCAAACAAGAUCCAGGAUGACACUGUCAAUGUUCACCGCGAGCAGCAAAUCGGCACUCCAAAUUACAUGGCACCCGAAGCUCUUAUCGACAUCAAUGCCGCAAGCGGCCUUCCCUCGACUGUCGGAAAGAUGAUGAAAGUCGGCAAACCAAGUGACGUCUGGAGUUUAGGCUGUAUCCUCUAUAAAAUGGUCUAUGGCGAACCUCCCUUUGCGCACAUCACCAAACCUUUUGAGCGCAUUAUGGCCAUUCCCAAUCCGAAGGUGAUUAUUGAAUUCCCAGCUUUCGGCGUUGGUGGUGCAUCCGUACCACCAGGCCUCAUACGGACUCUGAAGCGCUGCCUUCAGCGCGAUCCGCGUCUGCGGCCCACAGUGCAGGAGUUGCUUGGUCAGCGAGAUCCGUUUCUAUAUCCAGAAGCAAACUUGGAAGGUUCGGUACCCAUGACGCAGGAGAUGUUGGGGAGGAUAUUGACGAAUGUCGUCAAUCACUGUAAGGCAAGGGGACCUCCGAAGGAGGAGGAUCUGGCCGGGUGGCCCGCCGGAUUUUUUGCGAAGAUUCGAUCAGCGCUCGAGGAAGAUGCGCUUUGAUCAGACCAGUCCUUAUCAUUCGCCAUUUGCAAUUUCCAUUUCGGUUUUCUAAUUUGUUGUUUUCCUGUUUUGUAUCUUUUGGAUGGGUAUCUUGGCAGUUCUCAUUGCCCUGGCGAGUUUAAUUUUUGUCCUGGUG